UUGCGCUUAGUUCUUCACGAACAGUGUGGGAGGUUAGUACGCUACAUGAAUAAUAUGUUCCGUCAAUGUCAUGCGCUGUAACGCCCGCGAAAAGCGUUUUCGCUGACGGCCCGCGAGUGUGUGACGACCACGUGAUUUUGACAGACGAAAAGCCGGUAUUUGUUGUGACGCUGUGAGUGUUUUUUUCUUCAAACAACGAUGUUUCAACCGAUGUUCCUGUAACAUCGAAGCUAUCGAGGGUGUCAAUUAAAUAUUACAAGGGCAUUAUUCGAGAUGGAGUGUUCUCGAUUACAUUCCUUCUCUAUUCGUCGGUUGACUAUUGAGUACAUAUGGCUAACAAUUGUGUUAUGCUUCUCAACGUGUGCUGCCAACGACGGCCUUUUUGGGUCUAAAUAUCCCAACGAUAUCCCGGAAUACGACCUGCUGCACGCGAUCGGGGUACCGUUUAGCAACCCGAAGACUCAGUACUUCGACGAAGGCCUCGACGGAUUCCCGGCCUACGGCUUAAAGCCAGGAUCAGAUAUCAAAUCUCCGUACCGACUUUUUAUGCCUGAGAAACUGUAUGCGGAGUUCUCCAUAACAGCCACUGUACGGCCAGCGAACAAAGAUGGCGGGUUUCUGUUCUCUGUAGUCAAUCCAUUAGAAACAGUCGUCCAAUUGGGCGUCCAACUUAUACCAUCGGGCCCCGGACUCACAAACAUCUCGCUGUUAUACACCGAUGCAAAUGUAUAUGCUCUGAGUCAAACCAUCGCAUCGUUUGUAGUACCAUCGUUCGCUAAAAAAUGGAGUCGAUUCGCGUUGAAAGUCACCACUGAUAAUGUGACUCUGUUUCUUAAUUGCCACGAGUUUGAUACGUUGGUAGUGAAGAGAAACCCGCAGGAAUUGGUAUUCGAUUCGGCAUCGACGUUGUACGUGGGGCAAGCCGGUCCAUUGAUAAGAGGAGCCUUUCAUGGCGCUUUUCAAGAGCUGAAAUUAUACGGGUCCCCUUCUCAAGCGGAGGUGCAAUGUGUGAAUACCUAUGAGGAAGUAAUCCAAGGCGGAGAUAGCGAAGAAAUUGAUAUUGACAAUUUUUUGGUGGACCAAGAGGAAGGAGACGCCGAAGGGUCGGGAAGGUAUGGCACCAUACCGCCCUUUCCACCGCCACCGCCAGGGUUUGACGGAUAUCCGCUGCGGCUUAGAGGGGAAAAGGGAGAAAGAGGACCAAGGGGUAUACCAGGAGAGUCCAUACGGGGUCCGCCAGGUCCACCAGGCCCUCCUGGCGCCCCUGGACCACCAGGCACCUCCGCACUGUCAGAAAUGUCAGGUUCUGGCGAUGAUCAAAUCUUCGGUGAGAACUACUCGUCGGUGGGUCACUGCGGUUGCAACUCCAGCGUCAUCCUAUCUCUUCUGCAAACCAAUCCAGAACUACAAGGUCCACCCGGACCACCUGGCCAAGUCGGAGCUGAUGGAAGAACUGGGGCACCUGGAAUUGCGGGUCAACCAGGAAUGCCAGGGGAACGUGGACCAAUCGGGUUAAGAGGUGAAAAAGGAGACAGAGGUGCCGACGGACCUCGUGGACCGGAAGGUCAACCCGGUCCAAAGGGUGAACCGGGUGUUGACGGGCGACCAGGAAGCACGGGGCCAGCCGGACCACCAGGACCUCCAGGAACAUCAGACUACAGUAACUUUGAAGAAUCAUUAUUGGGAUCCUACGGAGGUGCUAUUGGCAGACCAGGGGCUCCGGGGCCAAAAGGGGACGCUGGCCAGCCAGGCCCUAUUGGAUUGCAAGGAGAACGUGGCUUUCCUGGUCAUAAAGGAGAAAGAGGUUAUCCGGGGCAAACUGGACCAAAAGGGGACCGUGGUCACACAGGGCCUAAAGGUGACCGAGGGGUAAAAGGUGAAUAUGGCACUCCUGGACUUGAUGGUCGACCUGGGCUACCUGGAGCCAACGGGAGAUUGGGAGAAAAGGGAGAAAAAGGUGAACAAGGUCUACCCGGUCCACCAGGCUCUCCAAUAGGAGCGCUCAAUGCAGACGAAUCUGAAUUCCUAACAGCCGCUCGUAUGCAAGCGACUAAAGGCGAAAAGGGUGAAAAAGGAGAAAAAGGAAACCACGGUAACGAUGGCACACCAGGAUUCCCUGGUAAAGAUGGAAAAUCUGGUGAACGAGGUGAUAUUGGCCCAUCUGGAAUGCCUGGUAUCGCGGGGCCAUCUGGGCCACCAGGUUUAAAAGGGGAAAGGGGAGAACGCGGUCCACCUGGCCCUGUCAGCAUCACGUCUGCUGGCACAGACAUCAUGACCAUCAAGGGCGAAAAAGGUGAAACUGGCUUAAGAGGUCGAAGAGGAAGGCCGGGCCCACAAGGGCCUCGCGGACUACAGGGUCUACAAGGAAUACCUGGAACUCCUGGUAAACCUGGAGAAAAAGGUGAUGUUGGUUUACCUGGAUGGGUGGGUCGACCGGGAACAUUAGGGCCACCUGGUGUACCGGGGUUGAAUGGUCCGAAAGGAGAAAAGGGCGACCCAGGAGUAAGCAUGCUAGAUGCUUCUAUGUUACGAGGUGAAAAGGGGGAUAGAGGAUACGAUGGCGUUCCUGGUAUAAAAGGAGAUCAAGGUCCACCUGGUCCUAUGGGCCCACCUGGACCUAAAUCUGAUGCAGUUCAAUACAUACCAGGUCCACCUGGACCACCCGGUCCCCCAGGAGUACCGGGUACCCCUGGAGUGUCAAUCGUCGGACCAAAAGGCGAACCCGGUGUCAGUUUUGUUGAAGAAUAUCCAGUACAUGGCAGUACAAAGUUUUAUGGGAAACCAGUAUCAUCUAACACAGAACCCAAGCCAUACCAAGAUGAGUCUAAUGCUAAUAAAAAUAUGUUGGGAUCAGCAGUAUUUCCAACGACCGCUGAUUUAAUGAAGGUGGCUUCGACAAGUCCUUUAGGUGCACUGGCAUACGUCGUUGAAGAACAGUCUUUAUUUGUCAAAGUCAACUCAGGAUGGCAGUAUGUUCUUUUGGGAUCUCUAGUCACACAAAAUAUCCCGGUCACUGUAGCACCGACACCUGCUACUCCACCCAUGCCUGCAGCCAGUCUGGUGCAUAUGCCACAAUUAUCAAACAUGAUCGAAAAGACCUUACCAUUGGGACCUAGUCUUCGUCUGAUAGCUCUGAACGAGCCGUUAUCGGGUAACAUGCACGGUGUCCGUCGAGCUGAUUAUGCUUGCUACAGACAAGCGCGGCGAGCUGGCUUGAAGGGGACAUUUAGAGCUUUUCUUACUAGCAGGAUUCAAAACCUCGACGCGACCGUCAAAUAUUCUGAUCGACACAUGCCAGUUACAAAUAUACUGGGUGAUGUUCUGUUCAAAUCAUUCUCCGACAUUUUCGAUGGUAACGGCGGCGCCAUGUUGGGUCCUGUGAGAAUUUACAGUUUCAAUGGAAAAAAUAUCAUGAUGGAUUCAAAUUGGCCACAGAAGUUGAUAUGGCACGGUUCACAUGCCAGUGGUGAAAGGGCUCUCGACACUUUCUGCGAGGAGUGGCAGAACGGUGACCCCACCAACAAGGGCAUGGCGGCUUCUCUGUACUCACACAAACUACUUUCACAGGAGAGAUACGCGUGCAACAAUCACUUUGCAGUAUUAUGCAUAGAAGCAACGUCACAUAUGAAUGUACGAAGAAAAAGAAACACGUUAAGGUUUAAUAUAACAUCAGUGUCAGAUGACGAAGAUUACCUUUACAACGCGGACGAGUAUCAACAACUGUUGGACGAUAUAUUUGCUCAACCUUUUAGGGAAAAUUAAUUUUUAAGUUAAAUUUUCCUAUAAUAAAUUAAUUUAUUAUUCA
Molecule: messenger RNA, 3805 nt
Organism: Bicyclus anynana (squinting bush brown)
Lineage: Eukaryota; Metazoa; Arthropoda; Insecta; Lepidoptera; Nymphalidae
Gene: Mp
Product: collagen alpha-1(XV) chain
Exons: 27
Coding region: 274-3762 (1162 amino acids)
Source: RefSeq, a predicted model, not a curated record